AUGUCGUCAUCGUCUUCAUCAUCAUCUUCCCCAAAGAAACAAACCCUCUUCAUAUCAUCCCUUAUCCUCCUCUGGUACACAUCCAACAUAGGCGUCCUCCUCCUCAACAAGUUCCUCCUCUCAAACUACGGUUUCAAAUUCCCAAUCUUCCUCACCAUGUGUCACAUGUCAGCCUGCGCCAUCCUCAGCUACGUCUCCAUCGUUUUCCUCAAGCUUGUCCCUCUCCAACACCUCAAAUCUCGCUCUCAGUUCAUGAAGGUCGCGACUCUCAGCAUUGUGUUCUGUGCCUCUGUUGUUGGUGGGAAUGUUUCUCUGCGUUAUCUUCCUGUUUCGUUUAAUCAAGCUGUUGGUGCUACGACGCCGUUUUUUACAGCGCUUUUUGCGUAUCUUAUGACGUUUAAGAGAGAAGCUUGGGUUACGUAUGGUGCUCUUGUCCCCGUGGUGACCGGUGUCGUGAUCGCAAGUGGGGGUGAGCCAGGUUUUCACUGGUUUGGAUUCAUUAUGUGCAUCAGUGCUACUGCUGCAAGAGCUUUUAAAUCUGUUCUUCAAGGCAUCUUACUUUCUUCCGAGGGAGAAAAGUUGAAUUCAAUGAAUUUGAUGUUGUACAUGUCCCCUAUAGCCGUUAUUGCGCUUCUACCAGUCACAAUAGUAAUGGAGCCAGAUGUGAUGAGUGUGACACUGUCUCUAGCAAGACAACAUCAGUACAUGUGGAUACUUCUCCUGGUUAACUCUGUUAUGGCUUAUUCAGCCAACUUGUUGAACUUUCUUGUUACUAAGCACACAAGCGCACUUACUCUCCAGGUUCUUGGAAACGCUAAAGGAGCGGUUGCGGUUGUAAUCUCGAUCUUAAUUUUCCGAAAUCCGGUUACAGUGAUGGGAAUUGGAGGGUAUAGUAUAACGGUGCUUGGGGUUGUUGCUUAUGGAGAGACUAAACGCAGGUUUAGAUGA
Molecule: messenger RNA, 948 nt
Organism: Eruca vesicaria subsp. sativa (arugula)
Lineage: Eukaryota; Viridiplantae; Streptophyta; Magnoliopsida; Brassicales; Brassicaceae
Source: the annotation of a GenBank genome assembly